AUGGCAAAGCUCCUCAGCCUACUAAUGUUUAUACUUUUCAUCUUCUUUUUCACCCCUACUCUCUCUUGUCCUCCUGAAUGUCAAAAACAAGCCCUUCUUCAGUUUACAGCCUCUCUCGCCAAUCAUACUGAUGAUGUUAGCUUAAAAUAUUGGAAUUCCAGCUCAGAUGGUUGUUUGUUCCCCUUUGUCACGUGUAGUUCGAGCAAUGUGGUUCAAAUAGUUCUGGGGGACCUCAACCCUUAUCGGGAACCAGGGCGAGUACUGUGGAAUUCCACCAUCUUGACACCACUAUUUCACAUUCGAACCUUGACAUACCUUGACUUGUCCUUCAAUGAAAUACAAGGAGAAUUGCCACGCGACGGCUUUGCCAAUCUAAGCAAAUUAGAGUAUCUAUAUUUGCGGGGCAAUGACUUCAAUGGCUCCCUUCCUUCUCAACUUUUGCAAUUGAGGUCUCUUCAAUUUCUUGAUAUGGCUGACAAUUCAUUCCAUGGAAAUAUACCCCCGGAGAUAGGGAAUAUGACAAAGUUGAGCUACUUGUCUUUUAGCAACAACUAUUUCUCUGGCGAAAUUCCAACCUCAAUUGUGAGUUUGAAGGAAUUGACAACAUUGGACUUAAGCUUCAAUUCAUUGUCAUUGGAAAUUCCUAUUGAUCUUGGCAAUCUAUCUAACAUAGACCAUUUGGACUUGAGCUACAACAAUCUCACAGGGAAGCUUCCUAAAUUCAUCUCCAACAUUAAACUUUGUUUAUUGGACUUGUCAAACAACAAAUUUUCUGGCAACACUCUACCAGAUUUUAGCUCCAAUGUAAAUCUCCGAAUCAUUGAUUUAUCUUCAAAUGAAUUCUCAGGUGAAAUUUCAACAAACUUUUCCCAAAAAACUUCAUUUCUCUCAUUGGGAAAAAAUAAGUUUAGUAGCUUCCCUAGAAAUCUUACUUAUAUGAGCAACCUUCAAUACCUAGGCAUCCAUGACAACAAAAUCACAGGUGAAUUGUCAAAUUCUAUCUGUCAAAUAUCCACCCUUCAAAUCCUAAUUUUACGAAACAAUUCCCUUCAAGGCUCAAUCCCUGAUUGUAUUUUCAAUCUUCCUAGCCUCCAAAUUCUUGAUCUGUCGAUCAACCAUCUUGUUGGAAAAAUCCCUACAAAUCUUGGAAAUCUUACUGGUAUGAUUGAAACGCCUGGAGAAAUCUUUUCAGGGUUUGGAAAUAUGGAAACUGCCUAUCUUGGAAGACCGGAAACCCGUGUUCUUAUUAUGCUUGGAAAUUGGAACAAGCCAAAACGUGUUAUGUCAUUCAAGACUAAUGAUCUGAUUGUGAAUUGGAAGAAGUCAAUACAAGGUUUGUCAUUUGACAACCUCAAGGGCUAUUCCUUGUUAGACUUGUCAAUGAACCAACUUUCUAGUGAAAUUCCAGCUUCAUUAGGAAGUCUGAAGGCUCUAAAAAUUUUCAACAUCUCACAUAACAACCUUUUUGGGAGGAUAAUAGCAAAUCUUGGUGAUUUAGAGAAUCUAGAGAGUUUGGACUUGUCACACAAUAAUCUGUCAGGCUCUAUUCCACAAUCCAUAGCAAAGUUGCUACAGUUGACUAUUUUUGAUGUGAGUAAUAACAAACUCAAAGGUAAGAUUCCAGAAGGUAGCCAAAUGGAUACAAUGAAUGAUCCAAAAAGUUAUGCCAACAACAGUGGGUUGUGUGGAAUGCAAAUUCAAGUGCCAUGCUCAGAACAUCUAUCGCCAACAAAACCACCAGAGCUUAAGAGUAAGGAAACAUGGUUCUCAUGGGAAAGAGCGGGGAUUGGAUAUGCGGUUGGCUUCUUUGUAGCAGUGGGAAUCUCAUAUCUAAGUAAUUCCUGCAAAACCUUCAAUUAUUACAGUCAACAAAGAAGGCGAAGGGUAUAAAUUUCAAGUUUCCUACAAGUUAUGCAUGAAGUCUUCUACGAACAUUGUACAGAAAAAGGUGUUAUGUUGUUUGUGGGAGAUCCCAUUACUGUUUUAGAUUGUUUGGUUAUUGUUUUUGUUGUAAUAUAGUAGCCAGUGAGGCUUAUUUCUUAUUGUCUUAGUGUUUCUGCUUUUUUUUUUUUUUUUGGUUAUGUUUAAGUUUUGUUUGUCUGUUUGCACCCUUUUCGCACGUUGUACUGUUGCUUGUUUAUGUAGGA
Messenger RNA from Quercus lobata, 2147 nucleotides. Its product is annotated as receptor-like protein 46. NCBI's taxonomy places the organism in Eukaryota, Viridiplantae, Streptophyta, Magnoliopsida, Fagales, Fagaceae. Gene Ontology annotation, molecular function: protein binding. Bases 1 to 1890 code for a protein of 629 amino acids. The record is from RefSeq and is a predicted model, not a curated record. The transcript has 2 exons.